AUUAGUGCCGCCUGUGGGCCUCAGCCUCUGUCAUUCCCGAGCGGAUUGUUUGUUGUCAAAAUGGAGUUCUUACUUGGAAAUCCGUACAGCACUCCCGUGGGCCAGUGUAUAGAGAGGGCCACAGAUGGAGGCCUGCAGAAUGAGGACUGGACCCUUAACAUGGAGAUCUGUGAUAUCAUAAAUGAGACGGAAGAGGGGCCAAAAGAUGCCAUGCGGGCACUGAAAAAGAGACUUAGUGGCAACAAGAAUUACAGAGAAGUGAUGCUGGCGCUAACGGUAGUAGAAACAUGUGUAAAGAACUGCGGUCACAGGUUUCAUGUCCAGGUGGCCAACAGAGAUUUCAUUGAUGGUGUGUUGGUCAAAAUCAUCUCCCCCAAAAACAACCCUCCAACCAUCGUACAAGACAAAGUGCUGGCACUAAUACAGGCCUGGGCUGAUGCCUUCAGGAGUAGCCCUGAUCUGACUGGUGUGGUCCACAUUUAUGAGGAGCUGAAGAGGAAAGGCAUCGAGUUCCCAAUGGCAGAUCUGGAUGCCUUGUCUCCCAUCCACACACCUCAGAGGGGUACACCAGAGGUUGACCCAGCCAUGAUCAAGUACCUAGCUCCGGCCUCUCCUGCUGCUGGGACUCCUAAACCUUCCCCGAGCCCUCCCUCCAUCACACAGGAGCCCCAGAUGCCCAGCCCCAUCACGGCCACCCCUGAACAGAUCGCCCAGCUGCGCAGUGAGCUGGACGUAGUGAGAGGAAACACCAAAGUGAUGUCAGAGAUGCUAACAGAGAUGGUGCCUGGCCAGGAAGACCCCUCUGACUUAGAACUGCUUCAGGAGCUCAACAGAACAUGCAGGGCUAUGCAGCAGAGAGUGGUUGAGCUCAUUUCACGCGUCUCUAACGAGGAGGUGACCGAGGAGCUGCUACACGUCAACGACGACCUCAACAACAUUUUCCUCAGAUAUGAGAGGUACGAGAGGUACAGGUCGGGCAGAGCUGCGCAGAACAAUGGGACGUUGAAUGAAGCCACGGAGGACAACCUGAUAGACCUGGGCCCGGGGUCCCCGGCCGUGGUCACGCCCAGGAUCACCUCCAGCCCCCAAGCCCACUCCCCCGCUGGGGCCACUGCCUCCCCAGCCCAUAACCCCGCCGCAGCCUCGCUGUCCACUGCACUAGCUGGUCUCGAUGUGGCUUCAGACAGCGUGAGCGGUACCUUGUCCUCUCUACCAAGCCGCAACCAGGAUGAUUUUGACAUGUUUGCCCAGACCAGGAGCAGCUCUCUGGCUGACCAGCGCAAAAAUGUUAAGUAUGAGGACCCUCAGGCCCUGGGCGGCCUGGCCUCGGCUCUGGAUGUGAGACAGCAGAACACAGGAGGGCUGAGGGUAAAAGGGGAUGAUAACCCAGCAGAUCAGGAGCUGCCCAUAGACAGCUGGCUUAUUACCCAAGGAAUGAUCCCCGUUUCGCAGUCCUCUGUCAUGGAUGACAUAGAGGAGUGGCUCUGUGCUGACGUGAAAGGAGAUGCCGCAGAGGAAGGGGUGACCAGUGAAGAGUUUGAUAAGUUCCUGGAGGAGCGAGCGAAGGUCGCAGACACUCUGCCAUCUCCCCCUGGAGCUAACCCUGCUCACCCAGCCCGUGCCCCCGGUGGCUCCCAAAAGAAAGCUGAACGGACGGAGGAUGCCCUCUUUGCCUUGUAGACUGUCCUCAGAGGACCUCGCUCUCUUCUCCAGGGCAUCCAAAGGUCCUCGCCCUACAUGAUUCCUCUCAAACAGUCCUUCCAGUCCCAUUUCAUCGCUGACUGGCAGUGGUGUAGCAAGUGAUCUCCACGUUGUCGCCAUUCUCUCGUCACCGUGUUGCUCUAACAUGCAGAGGUCCAACAUGUUUACUGCGCACACCUGUGUUGCGUUUUACUAUAUAUGGCUGUAUUAAUCUGUUAGUGUUGGAUGUAUUACUCGCAGCCCCGCAUCACCAAAGGAAGACAACUCGUCUGAUGUGGUUUCAAAAUGUGGUGUAUUACUGCAAGAUCAUGGAAAAACUUCACUGCAUUGAGUCAGAACGGAAGAAUAAAAUUAGGAUUAUAUCGUGCUGUUUAACUACAUUCAGCUAAUUGCUAAUUUAUGCAUUUAUUGUUUUGUUCUGUACUGUGUACUAGCGCUGUGCUUAUGGUCGCUCCGUGCAAUUUUUUUCGUUUUCACAAAUACUCCACUUAGAGCUCCAGUCGUGCUUCUAAUACUGAGAUAUGUGUGGAAUAGCAACAGGUUUUAUUACCCAAUUUGCCUGCAGCAGUGUGAAGACUUGUGUUAGCAGGCUAACUUUGCUAACUUGGAUUAUAAUAGCUAAAUAAUAGCUAAUGUUGAUGAGAGUAUGCCAGCAUUCCUUUAACCAAAGGGAGUAAGAACAAAAAAAUCUAAAAAGCACUACUUAGAAUUCUCUGUGAUAUAUUUCGAAUGGCCAAGGGGAAGGAAUCUGUCCAUGGGGUAUUUCACAUACGUCUAUUCAAGCUACAACAAAUUAGCAAAGGAAAAGUUUUAGCCAUUCCAAAGAAUAUUGAGGCUUUAAUGACCAACCAUCACUGAAUUUUACCUGUCUAACAACAAUCACGUUCAUGUGUUAGGAACAUUAAGGGAUCAUGAACAUUUUCCUUCCCUGGCUACAUCAAUGUCUGAGGACUUUGAAGCAAAAUGAAAUCUGUAUUUUUCUUUUAUGUUCAUAAGAUGGAUACUAUUUUUCUAGGGGAUGGGAAAUGACAACAUUUUGCACAUAAGUUCUCUAACUGUGUGACUGCAGUGUGCGUUCACACAUCAGUUUGAUUGGUGGACUGUUAAAAUUAGGAUUGUUCAAAACUUUAAGAAUUACGUAAAGAUGCAAGACAAACUAUGGCAUUCAAAAUAUCAACAUGACUUAGCGCUGUCACCGUAAUUAACUACAAAACAAAAUGUAUACAGUGAUGCACUGUUGUAAAGGAUGUAUUCAUAUAGGAGGUAGCUCUUCACUUACUCUACUAUGUAAUCUAUAUACCUCAAAGUACAGGGAUUUUAGUUUCUGUAUUUGGAUAAAAAUGUAUUGGCUCAUAGUAAUAUCAAGACGACAGAGAGGUUUAUGUAUUAUUUGAUCCCCGAUUGUAUUUUUAUAGUUCAUGUAAAAAGGAGAAGAAAAAAAACAUCUUUGUAGCCAUCAUCAUAGAUCUUUUUGUGGUUAAUACUGAAGCAUGCAGCAAACAAACACACUGUACUUCCUUUGAUCUGUGCAGUCAAAGAUGUACUUUCAUACUUUGGUGUAUUUUCAUUCUGCUAUGAUUCAUCUGCUCUUGGUGGAGCCGCUGCCAAGCAUUUUUCUGUGAUUGACCGAUUUCUGCAAAGUAGCUCCGAUUUGUCUUUGGUGUUGUUGCACUUUGAGGCAAAAAGCAAUCCUGUCUUCAUUCCAGCUCCUUUGCUGAGGCACUGGUUUGUUUUAACAUUGCUCUGCACUUGAAAGAUUUUUUUUUUCUUCCUUUCAGUCCAUUUAAGACCAAAAGCCUUGUCAGUGGAGCUAAUCAAGCCUAAUCUUGCAUCAAAUUUACUUGUUGAAUUACCCUUCAUCAGUACAGGCCUACCGCUAUAGGGAAAUAUAUAAUUGUUCUUAACGUAAAUGCAAUGCAGACGUUGAAAAAUUGUGUCUACAUAAUCAUGUUGACUAAAUAUUUAAAUAUAAUUUAGUUGAGGAUAAUUAAUGAUUAAUGAGCUUUAACUUUUUUUAAUGCUGUAUGGUUAUAUAGUAUGGUUGCCAGGUAACUGAGAUAAUAGCGUUCAAUUUACAAUCAGCCAUUGUGUUCACUUUGAAAACUUUUACCUUGCAGGCUGCACAAAGAGGAAAACUAAAAAUGUAAGAGAUCCUUUCAAAAGGGAACUUGAGUAUUUUUUCUGUUUGUGUGUGUUACAUAUCUCUGGGUCCGUAACAGAGUGUAUUGUGUUAAUGCUUUUAUGAGGCUUACGUCCUUAAUGCAACAUGUAUUCCUCGGAAUUUCUGGCUAUUUCAAAAACAGUUACUGAAUGUCUUUUAAUACUGAUGAAGCAGAACAUUUCGCUGAUGUUUUGUGGACAUGGAAGAGGGGCUUGUUGUCUGUCGGCGGGUGUCCCAUUACUAAUGGUCAGAAUUUUGUUCGACCUAAUGCACGUUUGUAACUGCCCAAUAAAACACUAGCAAUGUGUGACCUCUA
Messenger RNA from Acanthopagrus latus (yellowfin seabream), 4178 nucleotides. RefSeq names its product TOM1-like protein 2 (gene tom1l2a). The record is from RefSeq and is a predicted model, not a curated record. Gene Ontology annotation, molecular function: phosphatidylinositol binding; ubiquitin binding; clathrin binding. Gene Ontology annotation, biological process: signal transduction. NCBI's taxonomy places the organism in Eukaryota, Metazoa, Chordata, Actinopteri, Spariformes, Sparidae. Gene Ontology annotation, cellular component: endosome; membrane. Bases 61 to 1680 code for a protein of 539 amino acids. The transcript has 16 exons.